This is a messenger RNA of Owenia fusiformis, 2419 nucleotides long. The record is from the annotation of a GenBank genome assembly. NCBI's taxonomy places the organism in Eukaryota, Metazoa, Annelida, Polychaeta, Sabellida, Oweniidae.
CCGGUAGACUUUUGAAACAUGGUUUUCAAAAUUUAUCAUUUUUAGGAACAAAAUCCGGGAUAAAUAAGAUGCUAUAGUAAACUUCAAACACAUAAUUAGUCGCUGCAUAUACCAGACAUUAGCUGUGCCGAAUUCCAAAGCGAUCAUUGGUGGUAUAGUUAAAAAUGGAGGAAGUUCAGAAACAUUCCGUGCAUACAUUGGUGUUCAGAUCGCUGAAGCGUACCCAUGACAUGUUCCUGGCCGAUCAAGGCACAGCACCACCAGUAGAUGAAAGGGCGCUUGCUACCAAAUUGGCGGUAAAGAUAAGAGACGAAUAUGGUCUGGUAAAAGAUCUCACAGAACAAGAGGAGAGAAGAAAGGCCAGCAGGGGGCCAAGUCAAGAAGCAUGGCGAGCCCAGCAAAAGAAGAGAGAAGAAGGGAAGGAAGGAGAGACUGCAGACUAUGAUAGAUCAGUCAUAUCCAGAUUGGAGGGAGAACCUGAAAUUCUACAAGAGAACAACCCAUCAUCAAGGGCUUUAGUAGCUGUAAACCCUGGAAAGGACAUGUCAUUGGUUCCCAAGAAGGCCCCAACAAUGCCAAAACCCACAUGGCACGCCCCUUGGAAGCUAUACAGGGUGCUAAGUGGACAUUUAGGAUGGGUAAGGUGUAUUGCUGUUGAACCUGGUAAUGAAUGGUUUGCUACAGGAUCUGGAGACAGGGUUAUCAAGAUCUGGGAUCUUGCAACUGGAACCUUAAAGCUGUCUUUGACAGGACAUAUUAGUGCUGUACGUGGUCUCGCUGUAUCUGCACGACAACCUUAUCUCUUUAGCUGUGGGGAAGAUAAGCAGGUCAAAUGUUGGGACCUUGAAUACAACAAAGUGAUCAGGCAUUACCAUGGUCACCUGAGUGCUUGUCAUGAUCUGGCAUUGCAUCCAACCAUUGACGUCCUUGUCUCAUGUGGGCGUGACGCCACAGCAAGGGUAUGGGACAUGAGAACGAAGGCAUGCAUUCAUACAUUGACGGGACACACUAACACAGUAGCAUCUGUGAAAUGCCAGGCAGCAGAGCCUCAGAUCAUUACUGGGAGCCAUGAUUGCACAAUACGUCUCUGGGAUCUAGCAGCAGGGAAGUCUAAGGUGACACUGACCAAUCACAAAAAGAGCGUCAGAUCUGUCGUUCUUCAUCCCACUCAGUACUCAUUCGCAUCUGGUGCCCCGGACAACAUCAAACAGUGGAAAUUCCCAGAUGGUAAUUUCCUACAGAACUUCAGUGGCCAUAAUGCUAUUGUUAACUCACUGGCCAUGAAUGCUGACAAUGUGCUCGUCUCAGGAGGUGACAACGGGACAAUGUACUUCUGGGACUGGAAAUCUGGGUAUAACUUCCAACGUCUCCAAGCCCCCGUCCAGCCAGGUUCUAUCGAUUCAGAGGCAGGAAUAUUCGCCAUGACGUUUGAUCAGAGUGGAUCGAGACUGAUCACCGCUGAGGCAGACAAGACCAUCAAAAUAUACAAAGAAGAUGAUACAGCAUCGGAAGAGAGUCACCCAAUCAACUGGAAGCCUAAUAUCAUGAGAAAACCCCGCUACUAACAAAAACCAUGCAGCCGACAAACCAAAUCAUGAAGGAAUCUUUCUUUGACACUGGACCUAUUAAUCUGAUGAUAAAAUUGGACUGUGUAAAAGUCGCAUCCUCCAUUUGAAGAGCUACAUAAGCUUGGAUGAUUGACAAUGAAACUACAUGAAUAAAGCAAAGGACAAUGCUCAUCUGUGUUCUCUUGCAGUUUAGGUCUUGCAAUCACUAGGGGAAAGCAUUUUAUUUGUACUGAAUGGAGCGUUUUCAGCACAUUUUUGUCCUGAAAAAUAUACUGACUUUUUUUAGUAAAAAAUAUGCUGAUAAGUCUAUUUUUCAGUACAUUUUCAUACUCAAAAAAAAAAAUUUUAAGUAUAAAAAUGAACUGAAAAUGCUCUUUUCAAGACGAAUGCUCUCCUCAAUUGUAAAAAAAAUCUGAAACAUAUUUACCACCAAUCUUUGAACAGCCCUUACUUCAUAACUAGAACACAAACAAGAAGUUAAAAUCAAAUAAGUCAUCUGUAUUCAUUAUUAUAUCAUGUAACAUGAGAAUCACAAAUUGUGUGGCAUUUUCCUACAUAGUAUAUUAUAUGAUAUACAAUGGGCAAUGUCAUUAAAUGAACGGUCUCAACUUCACAUGAUUAUAAAAAACAAUUUUGUAUUGUACUCGAUUGUAAUAAACUACAAUCAUGUAUACAUGUAUGAUGUAUUUUCUCAAAAUAAAAUUUGUCAUAGAAAAGUAGAAAAUAAUUUGCAUUGUCCCAUAAUGAAAGGCCGAUUUAUAUGAACGUGAUCACUUCACCACAAUUUUCACAAUUUGUAAUUAGGCCAUAAGAAGUAGAUUUUUUGUUUUGCUUCCCCUUGCUUGCACGAU